Messenger RNA from Phytophthora nicotianae INRA-310, 342 nucleotides. RefSeq lists its product as hypothetical. NCBI's taxonomy places the organism in Eukaryota, Oomycota, Peronosporomycetes, Peronosporales, Peronosporaceae. The transcript is spliced from 2 exons. The record is from RefSeq and is a predicted model, not a curated record. The coding region runs from base 1 to 342 and encodes 113 amino acids.
AUGGCGUUUCCACAAACCUUCCGCGCAUACCAGUACGAGAACUAUGGCCUGCUCGACAAUGAGUUGAAGAUCCAAAACAAUGUGCCUCAGAAGGAACUCGGCGCGGAUCAAGUCCGUAUCAAAGUUCACAGCGCUUCGGUGAACCCCAUCGACUACAUGCUUCUAGAAGCGGUGGGCCAGUUGUUCUUGAGCAAGGCCCCCUCUACGGCCGAGCCGUUCGGCAUCGGGUUCGACGCGGCUGGCGAGAUUGUCGAAGUAGGUGAGGACGUCAAGCGGCUGAAAGUCGUGCGUUCGGCACGCUUGGCGAGUACUGUGCCGUGGACGAGCAGUUUGUGGCGAUAA